Messenger RNA from Chaetura pelagica (chimney swift), 2616 nucleotides. It is a transcript of the gene CCDC191, whose product is annotated as KIAA1407 ortholog. The coding region runs from base 22 to 2616 and encodes 864 amino acids. Gene Ontology annotation, molecular function: phosphatase binding. The record is from RefSeq and is a predicted model, not a curated record. Lineage: Eukaryota; Metazoa; Chordata; Aves; Apodiformes; Apodidae. The transcript has 16 exons.
CUGGGACACUGGAUCAAGAGAAUGGACCAAGCCUCUGACUAUGGUGCCUCUGAAGCUUUUUCCCUUCAAAAGUCAAGGUAUCCACAGGGGCUUUGUGGUCCUGUGACAAGUUUGGAAACCAUGGAGCAGCUCCAAGAUCACGAUGAGGCCUGUGAGGAAGCCCAGGAGCUGCUCAGUAACUGGAUGAAGUCCAAACUGCAACUGAAGCUGAUGACCGAUGGAGAGGAAGAAUCUGACUCUGUCCUCCUGGAAAAGCCUUCUGAAGCCCCUCUGAAGUAUGAGCAGUUUGAUGACUUUUGCGGCUAUCUGGAAGGUGAAUUGGAAAGUUCUUCUGUCCAAGAAUAUUUACAGCAUCUUUUGCAGAGUGAAGUUGUGAACUGUGCAAUAGUGGAAGGCCUUAGACGUGAAAACACCAAGGAAAAACAACUUGUAGAUCCACGAAUAAUCAUGGAGCUCAGACAUAAGCAGGUGAAAGAAAACCACAUGAGGCAUCAGAAGGCAUUAGCAUUUCACAGACAGGAAGAGUCCCUGAAAAAAUCAGUUCUGUCUGAGGCCAGGCUCCAAGCACAGGAGGAGGACAGGAGGAAGGCCCUGAAGGCCAAGAAGGAGGAGGAGGAGAUCCAGAGGGAAAUGGUGAAGCUGCGAAAGGAAAUGGCUGAGAAGAGGCAUACCAUGGCAGAAGCAUGGAGAAUGGAGCGGAAGAGACAAGAAAAAAGUCAGAAGCAGGAGGUAUCUAGUACUGCCUCACCACCCCUGGUCCUGAAGAAAGAAGAGCAAAGAGAAGAGAAAGAGAGAAGGGCUCAGGAGCUGCUACACAGGAUUCACACCAAUAAGCAGAGAUGCAUGCAGCGCCAUUUCUCUGCUUGGCUGAAAGUCAUUCUGGAGCACCGAAUUAAAAUGGGAAAAGCCAGUGCCUUUGCUGACUGGAAAUGCCAACUGAAGGCCCUGCGAGCAUGGAGAAAUUAUACUUGGGCCCAGAAAGUAGAGCAGGAAACACAGCAAUUGGAACUUCAUCUCCAAGAUCAAAACAGGAAAGAACAACUGUCUGCAGAGCACAACCAGCAACGGCUUUUGCGCAGCUGCUUUCUGGCGUGGCAGCACUGGAGCCAAGCAGAGGCAGAAAACCGAAAGCUGCAGAUCAAGAGGGAGGAGACCAAGAGAAAGAUGGCACAGCUGCUGGAGGCAGUUUCACUGGGGAAGGGUGGUCUGGAGAGGCCACUAGAGGUUAACGAGCCUGGGAUGGCAGAAGUAAAGCAUCACCAACAGUUGCAGCAAGACAAACCAACUGAAACUUGCCUCAUGCAGAAAGAACCUCACCAGACCAGAGACCACUCUUGUUGGGAUGCUGCUGACACAUCUCAUUCCUACAGAAAACCCAAAUUUGCAUGGGGGAUUACCCUAAACCAUGCAGCCCCAAGUGCCCAGGACCAGGCUGUGUACAGGAAUCAAAUAGAGACUCUCCCCCAUCAGUUUCAGGCACCUGGUCCAAAGACAGCUCCUGCUUAUGGCAGCCGUUUUGAGCACCGUCAUGCCUUCCAGCAACGUCUGAUUGAGGAGCAGAGGCAGCAGCUUCAAAAACAACAAGAGCUGAUCUUUGAACUGCAGGAAAAUCAGAGGCUGGGCAGAGCUAAAGAAAAGGCAGCGCAAGCCACAGCUGUAACCCAGCUGCUUAACAACUCUGCUUUGCAAGCCAGGGAGGAAGAACAGAAGAGGGAAAAACAAUCCAGAAUCAUGAAUACAACCCAUUUGAGUCCACCUCUUUCUCAUGGGCCAGAAAACACAAGGGCAGUGAUGGAAGGCAGGAGACCCUCCAGCCAGCUGGCUUCAAUUCAUCCCAUAGUGAAAGCUAUGGAGGAGAGAGCAACUCAGCGGGCAGAACGGAGGAAGAAACUGGAAGAAGCCAAACAACGAAGACAAGAGGAAAAACUGGCCCAGCUGAAGGCUGAAGAGGAAGCACGACAGAGAAAGGAGGCUGAGGAAAAGGAAGCUCAGCAGGAAAAACGACGGGAGGAGAGAAGGCAGCAGAAGCUGAAAGAGCUGGAGAAGCAGAGGAAGCUGCAGAAAGAGCAACAGCUCCAGAAAAAGGCCAGAGAUCACUAUGAGAAUGUCCUGCUGAGAAAGCUGGGAAUGGUGCCAUGGAAAAAGCUGAAGGAGCAAGCCAAGGAAAAUCUGCUACUGGCACAAAGGCACCACUGCUUGGGCUUGCAGAGAAAAUGCCUGAUGACUUGGCUCCAGCAUACCCAGGAGAGCCUCAUGGAGAAGGUGUCUCAGGCUGAGGAUUUCUACUCCCAUGUGCUGCUGAGACGGGGCUUCAGGAACUGGCUAAAGUAUAUGGAUUAUCUUUCCCAUCUGGAGGAGAGAAUGAGUACCCUCCAUGCAGCCUGCCUUAUGAGGAAGUACUUCUGGGCAUGGUUUGAUCUUACCAUGGAGGAAAAAAGUACCCUAUGGGAGAAACUGAAGAUUGCUACUGAACACAGUAACAAGAGACUCAGGCUGAAUGCAUUCCAAGCAUGGAGACAGUACCCAUUACUGGUGAAAAAGGAAAGAGAGAGAGAGGAAAGGAGAAAUCAGCUACGCAGGAGAGUAGCUGAAAUUCUCCCUGACUUCCAAACAUGA